Molecule: messenger RNA, 1491 nt
Organism: Bathycoccus prasinos
Lineage: Eukaryota; Viridiplantae; Chlorophyta; Mamiellophyceae; Mamiellales; Bathycoccaceae
Product: dihydrolipoamide dehydrogenase
Exons: 1
Coding region: 1-1491 (496 amino acids)
Cellular component (GO): mitochondrion; oxoglutarate dehydrogenase complex
Molecular function (GO): dihydrolipoyl dehydrogenase (NADH) activity; flavin adenine dinucleotide binding
Source: RefSeq, a predicted model, not a curated record
AUGGCGGCGGCAAACUACGAUUACGAUCUCAUUAUUAUUGGUGCGGGCGUUGGUGGUCACGGCGCGGCGAUUCACGCCGCCGAGUGUGGUCUCAAAACCGCGAUCGUCGAAGGCGACGUGAUGGGUGGGACCUGCGUCAACCGAGGGUGCGUGCCGUCGAAAGCGUUGUUAGCGGCGGCGGGGAGAGUGAGAGAUAUGAAAAACGCGGACCACUUGAAACAUCUCGGCAUUACCGUCGAUAACGUUUCCUUUGAUCGCCAAGGCAUCGCGGACCACGCGGAAGAUUUGGUGCAAACAAUUCGAGGGAACUUGACGCGCUCGAUGGAAGGCGUCGGAGUGGACAUCUUAACCGGUAACGCCGGUUUUGUGGAUAAUCACACGAUUUCUUACGGCGGAGCGCCAGGAACGAUUACUGGCGGUAAGAAAACCGCGAAGCACAUUAUCAUCGCGACCGGGUCGAAGCCGUUCGUUCCGCCUGGCAUUGAGAUUGAUAACAAAACCGUGUUUACUUCGGACGCCGGUUUGAAAUUGGAUUGGUUGCCGCCGUGGGUGGCGAUUAUCGGGAGUGGUUACAUCGGAUUAGAGUUUUCGGACGUGUACACCGCGUUAGGAUCGGACGUCACCUUUAUUGAGGCCAUGCCGAUGAUCAUGCCUGGUUUUGACAGAGAGAUUGCCAAGCUGGCGGAGAGAGUUUUGAUUAGCCCGAGAAACAUCGACUACGUGACGAACAAAUUCGCGACGAAAGUCACGCCGGGUAUUCCGGGUGAAAAACCCGUCACGAUUGAAUUAACCGACGCGACGACGAAGGAAGUCGUCGAUGUUAUGGAAGUGGACGCGUGCAUGGUCGCCACCGGUCGCUCCCCAUACACCGCGGGGUUGAACUUGGAUAAUUUGAAAGUCGAGACGCAAAGAGGAUUCGUCCCGACCAAUGAAAAGUGCCAAGUGUUGGACACGGACGGGAACGUCAUCGAAGGUGUUUGGUGCAUCGGUGACGCGAACGGUAAGCUGAUGUUGGCGCACGCCGCGAGUACUCAAGGUAUUUCGUGCGUCGAAAACAUGGUUGGUAGAGAAAACGUCGUCAACCACGAGGCGAUUCCAGCCGCGUGCUUUACUCAUCCGGAAGUCUCCUUCGUCGGUUUGACCGAAGAGCAAGCGAAAGAAAGAGCAGAGAAAGAAGGUUUCACAAUUGCCACGUGCAAGACGUCGUUCAAGGCGAACUCGAAGGCGUUGGCAGAGAAAGAGGCUGAAGGUAUGGCCAAAUUGAUUUACGAUCCGAAAACUGGGAAGAUGUACGGCGCGUGGAUCUUUGGUUUACACGCCGCGGAUUUAGUGCACGAAAUCUCCAACGCGAUUAACAACGAGCAAACGUUGUACGACUUGAAGUUUACCACCAAGGCGCACCCGACGUUGUCGGAAGUCGUGGAAGAGUUGUACCGAGGCGCGCACUUGGAAGGAGGCAUGCCGAGCCAAAAGCUUGCUCCGGCUCGUUAA